AUGCCCUCACUGAUUACUGUGCAGGCCUCCUGCACUCGGGAAGUCCUCAGAUCCUCAGAUCUCGAUGCCCUCACUGAUUACUGUGCAGGCCUCCCGCACUCGGGAAGUCCUCAGAUCUCGAUGCCCUCACUGAUUACUGUGCAGGCCUCCCGCACUCAUGAAGUCCUCAGAUCCCCAGAUCUCGAUGCCCUCACUGAUUACUGUGCAGGCCUCCCGCACUCGGGAAGUCCUCAGAUCUCGAUGCCCUCACUGAUUACUGUGCAGGCCUCCCGCACUCAGGAAGUCCUCAGAUCCCCAGAUCUCGAUGCCCUCACUGAUUACUGUGCAGGCCUCCCGCACUCGGGAAGUCCUCAGAUCUCGAUGCCCUCACUGAUUACUGUGCAGGCCUCCCGCACUCAGGAAGUCCUCAGAUCCCCAGAUCUCGAUGCCCUCACUGAUUACUGUGCAGGCCUCCCGCACUCAGGAAGUCCUCAGAUCCCCAGAUCUCGAUGCCCUCACUGA
Rangifer tarandus platyrhynchus (Svalbard reindeer) is the source of this 501-nucleotide messenger RNA. The record is from the annotation of a GenBank genome assembly. Lineage: Eukaryota; Metazoa; Chordata; Mammalia; Artiodactyla; Cervidae.